UCCACAUUGUGAUCAUAUUACACCUACCUUCUAACUCUUUCAAUCAUUAAAUUAUUUUUUACCAAAAUUCAAACCCAAAAAUAUGAGGUUCCGUUUAUAUUUUUUAAGCAUUUUCAUUUUAUGCAUUAUUGCAUGGACGCCUUUGUGUUCUUGCAAUGAUACCAUUUUCAAAUGCCUAAACCGCCAUUCAAAUCCAUCUCACCCAAUUUCUUCCGUCAUUUACACCCCAAACAACUCUUCAUAUUCAUCUGUUUUUCAAAAAUAUUUAAGAAACUUGAGGUUUAAUAAAUCUUAUAUCAGAAAACCUCUUUUUAUUGUGGCAGCCACAAACAUCUCACACAUCCAAUUGUCAAUAUUAUGCGCCAAAGAGCAUGACCUUCAAAUGAAAAUCCGAAGUGGGGGCCAUGAUUAUGAGGGUUUGUCAUAUGUCUCAAAUAUGCCAUUCUUUAUCCUUGACAUGUUCAAUUUUCGAUCCGUCAAUGUUAGCAUUGAGGAUGAGACUGCUUGGGUUGAGCCUGGAGCCAUCUUAGGGGAAGUUUACUAUGCAAUUGCAAAUAAGAGCAAUAUUGUGCAUGGCUUUCCAGCGGGUGUGUGCCCAACCGUUGGAGUGGGUGGCCAUAUUAGUGGCGGCGGAUAUGGAAAUAUGAUGAGAAAAUACGGUCUCACGGUGGAUAACAUCAUUGAUGCUAAAUUGGUUGAUGUUAACGGUCAUCUUCUUGAUCGAAAAUCUAUGGGGGAGGACUUGUUUUGGGCCAUCACGGGUGCUGGCGGAUCACGGAAUCCCAAUGUCGCAUCAUACAAAAUAAAACUAGUACGCGUCCCGCCUAGAGUGACGGUCUUCAGAGUCACAAGAACCUACGACCAGAACGCUACCAACAUCGUCUAUCGCCACCAACACGUCUCCAGCAAGCUAGACAAGAACGUUUUCAUCCGUCACUCACUUGGGGUUGCCAAUAGCACGACACAGCAUCCGGGAGAUAAAACCAUCAUAAGCGCCACCUUCUUCGCCCUUUUCCUAGGAGACUCGAAAACACUUCUCUCCACCAUGAAUGAAAACUUCCCGGAGCUCGGGUUAACAAAGGAUGAGUGCACAGAAAUGACAUGGAUAGAAUCAGUACUCUUCUACACACAAUUCCCACCAGGAACCCCAAAGGAGGCCUUGCUCAAUAGGUCCCCACAAGGAAAUGAGUACACCAACACAUACUUUAAGAUAAAAUCAGAUUAUCUUCAAACCCCAAUGCCCAAGGACGGCAUAGAGAUCAUAUUCAAUAAAAUAGUGGAGUUCGAGAGAGUGACGUUGACGUUCAACCCAUACGGUGGGAGGAUGGCGGAGAUUCCAUCGACGGCGAAACCCUUUCCCCAUCGAUUGGGAAACAUCGCUUUGAUUCAGUACGCAAUCUGGUGGAACAAAGAGGAGGAUGAGAAGGCGGCGGGGCGCUACAUAGAGUUGACAAGACAAUUCUAUGAAUGUAUGACUCCUUUUGUUUCGAGGAAUCCUAGGAGGGCGUUUUUGAACUACAGAGACACAGAUUUGGGAAUCAACCACAAUGGACCGGAAAGUUACUCAGAAGGAAAGGAGUAUGGAUUGAAGUAUUACAAUGAGAAUUAUGAGAGGUUGGUGAAGAUAAAGAGCAAGGUUGAUCCUCAUAAUUUCUUUAGGAAUGAACAAAGCAUUCCUACCCUCCCAUCUCAGAGGAAAUAAUAUAAUGAAACUAACAAAUCAGCCUGCCUGGCCUUUCCGAUGGGUUCAAGUGUUUUUAUACAACUUUUAGUUAUAGUUUAAUUGUUGUUUCUAAUUAAAAUAAGUCAAGA
Ipomoea nil (Japanese morning glory) is the source of this 1812-nucleotide messenger RNA. Its product is annotated as berberine bridge enzyme-like 8. NCBI's taxonomy places the organism in Eukaryota, Viridiplantae, Streptophyta, Magnoliopsida, Solanales, Convolvulaceae. The record is from RefSeq and is a predicted model, not a curated record. Gene Ontology annotation, molecular function: oxidoreductase activity; FAD binding. Bases 83 to 1702 code for a protein of 539 amino acids. The transcript is spliced from 3 exons.